Pecten maximus is the source of this 2437-nucleotide messenger RNA. Its product is annotated as cytochrome P450 4F6-like. The coding region runs from base 1 to 1266 and encodes 421 amino acids. The transcript is spliced from 10 exons. NCBI's taxonomy places the organism in Eukaryota, Metazoa, Mollusca, Bivalvia, Pectinida, Pectinidae. Gene Ontology annotation, molecular function: iron ion binding; heme binding; monooxygenase activity. The record is from RefSeq and is a predicted model, not a curated record.
AUGACUGAGUUUGACAAAGGGAUUGAUUCAAUUUUUAACUUCAAACCCAAACCUACUGAGCCUGGGACAGUCUACGUGUUGGGUAAAAGAUGGCUGGGGAAUGGUCUCCUUUUGGCAAACGGUAAAAGAUGGGCUAGAAACAGACGACUACUGACACCAGCUUUCCAUUUUGAUAUUUUACAACCUUACAUGACUGUCUACAACGAGGUCUCGGACACUUUACAGGGAAAAGUGGAGGACUGCUGUAAGAAAGGCCAGUCUUUUGAACUGUUUAACAUUAUUGGUAUGGCUUCCCUGGAUAAUAUCCUUAGAUGUGCAUUUUCUUACAAAAGUGAUUGUCAGGUUCUAGGAGACAGCCAUCCUUACGUGAAGGCAGUCGAUGAACUCAGUGACCUCUGGGUCACAAGGUCACUGAAUAUAUUUCACUUCUUCGACUUUAUCUAUUUCCUUUCUGAAAACGGCCGUCAGUUCAAAAAAUACACUGAUUAUGUUCAUUCUGUAGCAGAGGACAUUAUCCAGAAACGACAGCAGACACUUGAAAAUGAAGGUCUACCAACUCAAACAAAUGGACGUAAAUCACGAUAUCUCGACUUCCUUGAUAUAUUGUUAACAGCAAAAGAUGAAAACAAUGUAGGAAUGACACCAUUAGAAAUUCGUAACGAAGUGGACACUUUUCUUUUUGAAGGCCAUGAUACUACAACAAGUGCCAUGUGCUGGACGCUGUACUCGCUAGCCCAGCACCCGGAGUGGCAGCAAAAGAUCCAGGCUGAGGUGGACAGUAUCCUUGAGGGGAGGGACUCUGACUAUAUAGAAUGGAGUGACUUAGGAAAGUUGGAAAAUCUGACGUUGUGUAUAAAGGAAGGUCUGAGACUACAUUCACCUGUAUCUUUUAUACAACGAAACACCACACAGCCAUUUGUGGUGGAGGGAUACCACAUACCUGUGGGGACGGCUGUAGCCAUUCAGAUCUACAACCUACAUCAUAACCCAGAUGUGUGGGAGGAUCCCAUGGAAUUCCGACCGGAACGCUUCCUUCCAGAAAACUCAGUUGAUCGUGAUUUUUAUGCAUUUGUUCCAUUCUCAGCUGGGCCUAGAAACUGUAUAGGUCAACAUUUUGCCAUGAAUGAACAAAAGGUCACACUUGCUCGACUUCUGAGAAGGUUCACCCUGGAGUUAGACCCUGAACAUGAAGUGUCGAAGAAGAUUGGCAUCGUGAUGCGUUCUGCCAAUGGCAUCAAAGUUUUUGCUAAGCCAAGGAAACUAUGAUUAAGUUUUAAUAAUAAUCCACAUCAACAUUCAAAAGUUGUGUUUAUCUCAGUUUCCCAGAACAUGAGAAGGGACACUAAGUACUAGUUGGAGUAACCAAGUUUGACCAAUGGUGAGAUUUUGAGAUGUACCUUUCCAGAAGUUCCAUCUCAAAUCAGGACAGAAAGAUUUCGACACUUGAAAACAUGACAGAAAGAUUUCGACACUUGAAAACAUGACAAUUAUGUAGAUUCUUAUAUGAUUGUUGAAUUUCACUCUUGAUUUUUAAUACGAGUAUUUAUAAGAAUGUCUAUGUUAAUCAUAGGAAAAACAGCUCUAAAACUUAAGUUCACCUGUAGCUCAUUUUAAUAAAAAGAGAAAUUCAUUCUCAAUUCCCGACAAAUGUUUAUUUUUAAUAUUAACUAAAUGUUUGAGUUUCACAUGGUGCUUAUAUACCCCGGGUAAUAACUGUUAGAAGUAUGGUGUGUAUUGUUUUUUGACCUAUCAACAGUUAGAGCCAUUUAGGGCCAACCAAAGACAUGAAUAAAUACUCAAGGUGUUGAGUGACAUAUUUGUAACCACAAUUUAAAGUACAUGUAUCUAUUUGUUGUUGCAUUGGUAACUCUUUAAUGUGUUAUCAAAUAAUUAUUAAUCAGUAAUGAAAAAAAGUGCCACUUUGUUUUUAGUAUUAUUAUAUACAUGUAUUAUUAUUUUAUAUGUGAGAGAGAAAAAAAAUAGCUUUUAAGUUAAAACCCCAAUCAUAUGAAUGUGAUAUCCUGUAACAUCUGACAUUGAUUUCUUGGGCUUCCUUGUACACUUGUUACAAAAGACUACCUCUUACUGAGGUAGAUUGUUGUUAAUGAUCAUCUACAUGUCAUUAACAGAUGAUUUACAUGAUAUUAUCAGGAUGGUAUUGAGUGUUGUGUCACAAUCAGGGCAUGUGUUCUACAUACACGUACAACUUACUAAUAAAUGAUGUAUAUGAUAUUAUCAGGAUGGUAUUAAGUGUUGUGUCACAAUCGGGACAUGUAUUCUACAAACAUGUACAAAUUAUUAAUAGAGGAUUUACAUGAUACUAUCAAUGUGAUAUUAAAUGUAGUGUGUCAAUCAGGACUUUAUUAAAAGUAUAAGAUUAUUUUAAGAAAUUGUGUGACCAGGUUUACAAUUUGUCUAUUAAAGUACGUUAUUUGUA